CGAACAAAAAAAUAAUAGAAAAUGAGAUGGAAACCCUAGCACGAGACAAGAGGCGUAGCGUAGGAGGUGGUGCGGAGGUUUUAACUAGAGCGCGGGCUUCCAACACUGGGAAACAUCAAUUUAGAGCGGGAACUCAAUUAACAUUUAACAGCAACAGAACACAACACAACCCUGUCUCCACUUCAUCAUGCGUUCUCAGCUUGUGAAAUCGAAUAUCAAAACCCCUCCAAGGCCAAAACGGCGUCGUCAACCACUCAAAUCAUGGCCUGUUACUUUCUCCCCCUUUGCUCGCGCUCUCGCUCUCUCUCGCAUCACCUCUCUCUCUCCACCAAACCCUACCCCAACCCUCUCUGCUAAGAAACCGCAACCCUCUCAUGGAUCUGUCCAUUCAGAUUUAUCCCAACCGGAACACUCCGAGUCUUCCGACGAGGACUUCGAUGGAGUUGUCCAAGCAGAUUUUUCAUUUUUCGAUCCCAAACCUAAUGAUUUUCACGGAGCCAAGACCUUGCUGCAAACCUACCUCGACGACCAGGAAUGGGAUUUGAGUGCCUUUGUAGACUUGAUUUUGGCACAGACCACCGUAGGCUCUGUUGUUAAGAUAGAGGACGACGAGGAUGAAGGGCUCUUCGCUCUUGUUACUGCUCUUAAUUUAUAUAGAUACAGGGAGCAUAAGUGUAUUGCGACAGUUAAGGAUUUUCUCCUCCAUAAAGUGCGCCAAGAGAAGAGUGUCCAUGACCAGUUGAAAUUGCUGUUGGGGGAGCAAGCGCAUGAUGUUGGUCUCCUGGUAUCGCAGCGCAUGGUGAACCUUCCUCCCCAGCUUCUGCCACCUCUUUAUGAUGCCCUUUUUGAUGAAGUGUCCUGGGCCACGGAAGAUGAGCCGACGGAGGAGCUCCAGAAUUCCUUCAAGUUUAAGCAUUAUAUAAUACUUACCAAAAUUUACGUGCUCAAGAAUGUAGAACAGAAAAGAAAACAGAGCAAUGGUAGUGAUGAGGCAAUAAUAUACAUAAAGCUUGAGGAUGAAAUUUUUCACAAGUUAAGCUCGUGGUCCUUCUGUUUUCCAUUGCAAACUCAGCAGCUUGCACCUCAUGAGCUGAGGAAUUACAGGUCAACGGGAUUAAUCGUGGCUGUUGAAGCUGACAAAAUUCCAACAUUUCGUCAAGAAUUAGCUUCUCUAAUAAAUGAAACCUGAAGGCAUCGACAAGGCUACUGGAUAAUUUAUUAUAUGAUAGAAUCUUAAUACUUUCAUGAGACAUGCAUUUUUACGCAGAUUGAAUUCUUUUUGCAAGGGUUUGAGCUGCCAAAUUUUGAAAUUUUGUUUUUUAAUUUUCUAUGAUCCCUUUUGUUCUGCAAUGACUAUUGCCAAGACAACUUUCCCCUUCCUGAUUUUGUUCGUA
Messenger RNA from Glycine soja, 1394 nucleotides. RefSeq names its product protein BCCIP homolog. Bases 188 to 1189 code for a protein of 333 amino acids. The record is from RefSeq and is a predicted model, not a curated record. Gene Ontology annotation, cellular component: nucleus. Lineage: Eukaryota; Viridiplantae; Streptophyta; Magnoliopsida; Fabales; Fabaceae. The transcript is spliced from 8 exons.